AUGGUUGUCGCAACAAUCAAGUGCGUGGUGGUGGGCGACGGUGCCGUCGGCAAGACCUGCCUGCUGAUCAGCUACACAACGAACAAAUUCCCUUCGGAGUAUGUUCCGACUGUGUUUGACAACUAUGCCGUCACGGUUAUGAUCGGCGAUGAGCCUUACACUCUCGGUCUGUUCGAUACCGCCGGUCAAGAAGAUUACGAUCGCCUGCGCCCUCUGUCGUACCCGCAGACGGAUGUGUUCCUCGUCUGCUUUAGCGUCACAUCGCCUGCAUCGUUUGAGAACGUCCGCGAGAAGUGGUUCCCCGAGGUGCAUCACCACUGCCCCGGCGUGCCGUGCUUGAUUGUCGGCACACAGGUCGAUCUGCGGGACGACCCGAGCGUACGGGAGAAGCUGUCGAAGCAGAAGAUGGCCCCUGUACGGAAGGAGGACGGCGAGCGGAUGGCAAAGGACCUUGGUGCGGUCAAGUACGUCGAGUGCAGUGCCCUGACACAGUACAAGCUGAAGGAUGUUUUUGACGAGGUAUGA
Molecule: messenger RNA, 525 nt
Organism: Sporothrix brasiliensis 5110
Lineage: Eukaryota; Fungi; Ascomycota; Sordariomycetes; Ophiostomatales; Ophiostomataceae
Product: cell division control protein 42
Exons: 3
Coding region: 1-525 (174 amino acids)
Biological process (GO): small GTPase-mediated signal transduction
Molecular function (GO): GTPase activity; GTP binding
Source: RefSeq, a predicted model, not a curated record